Molecule: messenger RNA, 981 nt
Organism: Brassica napus (rape)
Lineage: Eukaryota; Viridiplantae; Streptophyta; Magnoliopsida; Brassicales; Brassicaceae
Exons: 2
Coding region: 1-981 (326 amino acids)
Source: RefSeq, a predicted model, not a curated record
AUGUCUGCUCCAGUAGCUCACGAUGUCGUCUCUUUCAAGGACAGAGCAACGACCGACCAGGUCAAACCUCACAACCAUCUCCUUGUCAUCGAACUGACCAUCCAGGACAUCGACUUAGCAAGAGUGUUGGUCGACACCGGAUGCUCGGCCAACAUUAUCUAUAAAAGCACCCUCGAGAGAAUGGAAAUCGACAUGUGCGCCAUCACGGAAGGUCCCAGUCCAAUUUUUGGACUCUCAGGAGACGCUACUAUGACCCUCGGCUCAAUCAACCUAUUGGUUAAAGCUGGGAGCGUCGUAAAAAUCACGGAAUUCUUGGUCGUCGAUCGCCCAACAUCGUACAAUGUAAUCAUUGGAACUCCAUGGCUGAAUUCCAUGAGAGCGAUCCCAUCGACAUUCCACCUAUGCCUUAAAUUUCCGACCCCUCAUGGAGUCGAAACAAUUCAAGGAGACCACAGGAUGUCACAAUCACAGAGGGUCGAAGCUCUAGAAGGGAAGCGCGAACCAACUUGUGAACCGGUAAUCUCAGUCUGUGUCGACGAAUCCCACCCAGAACGAUGCAUCGAGAUCGGAGCCAACCUCUGCGAACCACUGAGAACAGAGCUCAUGGCUUGUCUUAAAAAGAACCUCAAUACGUUCGCUUGGGCCACGGAAGAUAUGCCAGGAAUCGACAUCGGCAUAUCAUGUCACGAACUCAACAUUGACCCAACCUACAAACCCGUAAAACAAAAAAGACGGAAGCUAGGACCAGAGCGUGCUACCGCGGUAAACGAGGAAGUUGAGAAACUCCUCAAAGUAGGGUCAAUAACAGAAGUCAGAUACCCGGAUUGGCUCGCCAAUCCCGUCGUGGUCAAAAAGAAAAACGGCAAAUGGCGAGUAUGCGUCGACUUCACUGAUCUCAACAAGGCCUGUCCAAAAGAUUGCAUCCCACUUCCGCACAUUGACCGACUGGUCGAAGCAAUAGCAGGGAACGAACUUUUAUAA